Messenger RNA from Nematolebias whitei (Rio pearlfish), 1500 nucleotides. RefSeq names its product serine/threonine-protein kinase DCLK2. Gene Ontology annotation, biological process: axoneme assembly; intracellular signal transduction; retina development in camera-type eye. The record is from RefSeq and is a predicted model, not a curated record. The transcript is spliced from 8 exons. Gene Ontology annotation, cellular component: axoneme. Lineage: Eukaryota; Metazoa; Chordata; Actinopteri; Cyprinodontiformes; Rivulidae.
AUGUCUCUGAGUAAGACCCUCGAGUUGGAGCAUUUCGACGAACGCAAUAAGGUUCGCCGAGGACGAACCCCUCGAGCGAAGAGAGAUGACUCCACUGGCAGUGGUGGGGGGUCUGGUCCAAGUUCCAGGGGCAGCAGCCUGGUUCCCAGUCCUGCUCACAGCGCCAACUGUAGCUAUUAUCGAACCCGGACCCUGCAGGCCCUCACCUCAGAGAAACGUGCCAAAAAGGUCAGGUUUUAUCGCAAUGGGGAUCGGUACUUUAAGGGCCUGGUGUAUGCGGUUUCCAGUGACCGGUUCCGGUCCUACGACGCCCUGCUGAUGGAGCUCACACGAUCACUAGCAGACAGCCUACACCUGCCGCAGGGAGUGCGCACGAUCUACACCAUAGAUGGCAGCAAGAUCACCAGUAUGGAUGAGCUGGUAGAAGGUGAGUGCUACGUUUGUGCCUCCAACGAGCCUUACCGGAAGGUGGAUUACACAAAGAUCUCCAUCCCCAGCUGGAAACCCGGCGCCAGCACCGGGACCGCCGCUUCCAGCUCGAGCCGGACCUCAACGACGUCCACCGGAGUGUCUACGAGCGCCGCCCCGGCCUUGAAGGAUCGUCCUGAGGGUCGGGAGGGCAGAGAGAGCAAAGACUUCAUCAAACCCAAGCUGGUGACGGUGAUCCGCAGCGGCGUGAAGCCUCGCAAGGCCGUGAGGAUCCUGCUGAACAAGAAGACGGCUCACUCCUUCGAACAAGUGCUGGCCGACAUCACGGAGGCCAUCAAACUGGACUCUGGGGCCGUGAAGAGGCUCUACACUUUGGAUGGGAAACAGCUGACCUGUCUGCAGGACUUCUUCUGGGAUGACGACGUGUUCAUGGCGUGCGGUUCGGAGAAGUUUCGUUACGCUCAGGACGACUUCGUGCUCACGCACGCCGGUAAAUCCUCGGCCUUCAUGAACGCUUUGGUAAGCCACGAUCAGAGUGCCAAGGCCUCGCCAACAAGCCCCUCCCCCAGGCCUGGAUCCAGGGUGGGGCCCCGAUAAACUACAUCUGGCUCAGGUGUCGGAGGCAACAGGUUCAGGAAACAAGCCCAGACCUUCCUCAACCCCGUGACCUUCUCCAGCUCCUCCUGGGGGUCCCAGUGUUUAGAGAAGAAGAGGAGGAACCUUAACGAGCUCCAUGACGAGGAAGAGCUGCGUGGGCGUUUCGUCCACCUCGAUGAGCUGGAUGAUGCUCGGGUGGCGCACCCUCCUCAGGACGGCCACCUCGUUUUCUAUCAGAUGCUGAUUAGUCAAAUGCUGCAGGUGAACGUGGACGUUCGUUUCACGGCUGAAGAAGUCCUCUCCCACCCCUGGGUGACGGAUGAGGCGCCGUUAGAGUCCAACACUGUGAGCAGCGCUGAAGACCACGCUGAUGGAGAAGCUCUGGAAUCAGAUCGUGAAUCUCCAGUUCUGGAGACCAAACAAGUUCCCUCACCUCUGGUCUAGACCACAUCACACAUCAUCAACUAGAACCCU